UCCCUCGGCGGAUGUUCACUCUUUUUUCUUCGAGUUUUGACGCUGAUAUUAAACUACAAGCCUUAGUUGUAGAAGCCAAAACGGGAAUUUAUAACGCCAGUGUACGGAACCGAACAGCCGAGCAAAGACAUUGUGUCGCCAGUUGUCGUUGUCAUAAUUUUAUACUGUAACGCUGUGAAAUAUGAUUUGAUGUGAGAAACCCUUCGAGACGCAGACGGCGCCAUUAAACCAGUUCGACCGACAGUGGACUUUCCAGCCGCAAAGACUUGACUGACUUCAGAUAAAACGGCUCACCGCGAUGGUUUUACUGUUCGCAGUGUCCUGAUCACUACGGAUCCAACCCACAGCGAGAUCACUUCACCUAUCCUGCCAUCAGGAGUGAGGAUACGUAGGUUUAAAGAUCAAGUUCACCCAACAGACAUCAUGUCUUCCCGGGAGCGUCGGACAGAUGUCUACAUAAAGGCAGAACCAAGCAGUCCAGAGGGAGGUGGGGGAGGUCGGACCAGCCCUGGUGGGGCCUCCUCGGACUCCUCUCAAAGCGGAGGUGGAGGAGCCAGAGGAGAUGGAGCUAAACGUUACUCACCGCCACUCUACACACCAGCUCUGCGCUGUCAUUUUAAAGACGAGGGUGGUGAUGGGGCAGAGGAAGGCUCCACCGGAAAUGGAGCAGGGCGAUGCAAGUAUGCCCUGAGCACGCUGCCCAAGAGGCUGUGUCUCGUAUGUGGGGACGUGGCCUCGGGUUAUCAUUACGGCGUAGCGUCAUGCGAGGCCUGCAAAGCAUUCUUCAAAAGAACCAUUCAAGGUAACAUUGAGUACAGCUGCCCUGCAUCGAAUGAGUGUGAGAUCACCAAAAGGCGCAGAAAGGCUUGUCAAGCAUGCCGCUUUACCAAGUGCCUCAAAGUAGGCAUGCUGAAAGAGGGAGUUCGCCUCGACAGGGUCAGAGGUGGAAGGCAGAAGUACAAGAGGCGCCCCGAAGUGGAGAAUGCAACAUACCAGAGUGCCCCUCUACCACUGACUAAGGAGAGUGAAAAAGGGUCCUCCAACAUCAUCGUAUCCCAUCUCCUAGUGGCAGAGCCAGAGAAGUUAUUUGCCAUGCCUGACCCCCUGCAGCCUGACACUGCCCAGCGUACCCUCACCACCCUCUGUGACCUCGCAGACCGCGAGCUGGUUGUGAUCAUCGGCUGGGCCAAACACAUUCCUGGCUUCCUGUCCCUGUCGCUGGCAGACCAGAUGUCGGUGCUGCAGUCGGUGUGGCUGGAGGUGCUGGUCCUGGGCGUCGCUUACCGCUCGCUGGGCUGUGAAGACGAGGUGGUGUUCGCAGAGGAUUUUGUCCUGGACGAGGAGAUGUCGCGUGUUGCUGGACUGACGGAGCUCAAUGCAGCGAUCAGUCAGCUCGCCCGCCGUUUCCGAGCACUAAACGUGGACCGAGAGGAAUUUGUCAUGUUAAAAGCCAUCGCACUCACAAACUCAGAUUCCGUUUACAUUGAGGACAUGGAGGCCGUGCAGAAGCUGCGAGACCUCCUCCACCAGGCCCUGCUGGAGCUGGAGUGCCAGCGGCGUCCAGAUGACCCCCAGCGGGCGGGACGGCUCCUUUUAACUUUGCCUCUCCUCCGACAGACUGCUGGCCGCGCUCUGACCACAUUCUACAGCAUAAAGACCCGCGGAGGUGUACCCAUGCACAAACUCUUUCUGGAGAUGCUGGAAGCCAUGAUGGACUCUCCUUAGAGAGGGAAAGAAGGAGAAAUUUAGAGGAUCCAGACGAAGUCCCAACUGAGAUUUAGUCUUGAAGAGUGGAUGAGUGGUUUAUAAAAAAAGGAAAGCUUUUAUCAGAGAAUCAUUAAAGAGGAAAUUUUCCCGCCUUUCCCCCUCUGAGCAGGAUGAAAGAAGCCAACGAGAUCAGGAAAACUUAGGUCUUCACGUUUCUGGGUAGGAAUUGGCUAUUCACAGUGAGAUGUAACUGCCAAACUUCAGUCAAAGGCGCCAUGAUCCACAAGUGAAAACGUGUAACAUAUAAGCUGGAAUCCGUUUUAUUUUUAUCUACUUCAUGGCAUGCUUUUUCACCACGUUGAUAUGCAGUUACUUAAACCACUGGAAAAUAACUUUUAGGUACCCAAGAACAGACUGCAAUCGUGUAGCUUUUGAACUUUUGAACAAUGCUACACCUGCACAUGAAAGCCAUAAUAACACAUCUGGCAAAAAAAAAAUGAGGGUCCAGAAUGGAAAUAAGUCAAAAUGUACAUGAAGUGCUUGUAUUCACUAUAGUUUAGUGUGCCGUUGUAGGCAAACCAUAGGAAUUACUCUCAAAAUGUUAAAAGCAAUAUAAUGACUCGAUUGUUGUCAGUCACAUUGAAAAUGUGGAUAAUACCAAGAGGCAUUGGUAAGUCGAUGUGUGUCAGUUAUUCUCGACUCGUUGGACCCCGAGUGCUGGUUAUUUUUAGACUCAAGCUUCAAGUAGAAACUGGUUUGCUAAGAAAGGCCUGAGUAGUCUCAACUUCUUUAAAAGUUCUUUAAGAGAGGCUAAAGGCAGCAGGGUUAGAGGUCGGGGUGGAGAGCCACCGGCGCUAACAGCAGGUGUUUUAAAGCCUAGGCCGCAGCAGGUUUGUCAUCCAGAGGAAGUGAACAUGAAGGCUGUGCGUCCGUUGGUCUUAUUGGCACACAAAAAACUGGCUUCCAGCGUGCGUGUGUGUGUGUGUGUGCGUGUGUAUGAGUGUUGGUGAGCAAGUGGAAAGCAGUGCGAUCAGGGAAGAACACAUCUGAGCGACGUCCCACCCCGCGUGGCAACAACUCUGAUUAGAAAAGCUACGAAGGAGCCCGGCCUGCUUAUUUUUUGAUUCUUUUUUAAAUACUCCCUCCUCUAAUGAAGCCGCGUACGUUUUUAAAAAAAGAGAACAAAAAAAGCAGUUGCUUUAUUUAGUACGUGGGCUAAAAGGAGAAUCGCUAACCCAUGUGAUGGUGUGUAUGUGCUGGUAUUUUGCUGCAUUAUCUGCAGCGCCGAAGAAAGUUGCAUAAAAGAUCUCCAAUGUUUCAGUUUGAGAUCCUCCUCCUCCUCGCCCUCGUCCUGUGGAUGCACAUCUGUUGAACUUGAACUUGUUAGUGUCCUGUGUUGGGCUCAGGGCUACAAGAAACUUAUGCAACAUCUUCCUUUUGGAUGUUGAAACCUGGCUGAUAGCGUCCCAAAAGUCCUUUAUCGGACGGUUUGUACACCUGAAGUGUAAAUUUUGGUAAGGGUACAGCUUCACAUGCAGAGCUUCUUUAUCUGUUGUAAAAAAAAAAAUCAGAUCCCAGAAAAUAUUUAAUGGCCAAGUGGUUGUUACUCUUUUAGCCAUGUACAGUUCCAUAUAAAUAAACAUGCAAUUUGUAGUGAAAGAUGAUUAAGCCAGCAAAUGUAAUACUAAUUUCCCAUUAUGAUUAUAUUUGUGCAGCUUCCAGUGUGCUGAUGUUUGUAAAGACUUGAAACUCACUUUUUCAUACAGUUUCCCCUCUAGGACAUAAGGGUAUAUUAUUUAAAUUGUGACACUCUGUUUUGGGUUCGGUGUUGAACUAGAGCUUUUCAUUUCAGACAUGAUUAACACUAAUUUCCUUUCCUUUGUUUUCACCCCAUAAUCGCAGUGCUCUCGGAGGCUGGUUGUUAUUUUUAGGGUUUGCACGAGGCUACAAGAGGCUACCUCAGGAGGCAGCGUAAGCCAGACGGCCAAAUAACUGUGGAGACAAACGCAUCUCUGGAUUUAGAUUUCUCAGUUAAGAUUUGGAUAUUUGGUACAUUUGAACCCAUUAGUUAGUUUUUUGGUUUCUGCUUUAGUCACUUCGAUCUGCGUGUGACCCGCUGACCCUCAUUUCUGCCAUGACCCCUAGAGGUUUGAUAAUCACACCGAGCUGUUCAGCCUGAAUAUGCAGGUGAUGAAUGAGCAACUGGCGGCCAAAGAAUUAACAAAUUGGGCAGAAUGUGGCUCCCAUUUCCCGUCCGUUCUUGUUUUCAUAAGUCUCAGCUGCAGUCUGAAAAUAUCCUAAUCUCUGAUGGAUUUUUACUAGUCAGAUUUGACAGACGGUUGCCACAUUUCCUACCGACGCCGGGGCCAAAAAGGAGCGCUCCCUGUUUCUUCCUCGUGACUUUAGUUAUAUAUGCAAAGUUGGACUUUCUUUUUUGUUUGUUAAUUUAGGUACGAUGGGUUUGGGUGGAGGGUUUGUCACAUGCAGUGUCACCGUUUAAAUUAUUAAUUCAGUUUUAGGUUCUGUUACUUAUGUGCACAUUAAUAUAAAUAAGCAAUACAAUAAAUUACCAAACCUCACACAUUUCCUUGUAUAGCCACAGUGUACAUUAACAUGACCAGUGAUAAUUAUAAAUAGCUAAUAAACGUCAUCUUAUUAGAAUCUUAUUAGAAUCUUAUUUGUAUUUUGAAAGACUAUUUAAAUGAUUAAAUUCUAUUUUUUACUCAAUUUAUUGUCGUUUGUUGACACUGCUUUGUUUUUGUGUGUGAUACUGGCUGUGAAUUUCUGUGUGUAGGCUUUUUUUUUCUUUUUCUUUUUCAUUUAGAUGAAACAGUUUGAUGUCCUUGUCUGAACAUGUCCACAUUAAACCCACUGUGAAAAGAAAAAAAAAACUUUAGAUCUUCCACUGUCUGAAGCUACGGGGAGUGGAUUAUUGUAGGUGCUUUGUGUUGUGUAAUAAAAUGGACACACCACCACCACAAAACAAUGGCCUCAUCUCUACCUGUGGGUGUUUGUCUGUGUGUCUGUUGUGCUGUACAGCCCUGAUUCCACCAAAAAGCUGACAUGUUGUGAAAAGUAUGAAUCAAACAAGCACAGUGCACAUUUUUUUUCAAUGGAAUAAAAUGGAGUUGGGA
This is a messenger RNA of Menidia menidia (Atlantic silverside), 4841 nucleotides long. The record is from the annotation of a GenBank genome assembly. NCBI's taxonomy places the organism in Eukaryota, Metazoa, Chordata, Actinopteri, Atheriniformes, Atherinopsidae.